CUUAGCCUUGAACUUGGCCGGAGCAUUUGGGUCCUCCCGCGCCGCCCGCUGUACAACUGAAUAGAUCUAAGAGUCAUCCCUCCCUCUGACGCAUCUGUUAUUGCAGUCAUAUCAAAUAGUCUGCGCCAUGAGCCACCACAACAUAACUUCAUUCUAUGACGAGACACGAGCAUCCAUUAUACAUGCAACUACGAAACAGCUCGUUUCAAUACCUUUAUCCUUUGCCAGUAAUACAAGUCUCUAUAAGCGGUAGCGAAACAGCUCCCUAAAACUUCAUUACCUCUCCCAGUAUGUCGCUACAUUCAGGCGUACAACAGACCAUUCUCCCUGAACCAGGGGAACGCAAUAUCCUCAUUACGAGUGCAUUGCCGUACGUCAACAAUGUGCCUCACCUGGGCAAUAUCAUAGGGUCAGUGUUGUCUGCGGACGUCUUUGCCCGUUACUGCAGAGGCCGUGGACUCAGAACGCUCUACGUUUGUGGCACUGAUGAAUAUGGAACGACGGCGGAAGUGAAAGCCCUUGCAGAGAAUUGCACACCGAAAGAGCUCUGCGAUCGAUAUUUCGCUAUCCACGCCGACAUCUACCGCUGGUUCAACAUCAGCUUCGAUAUCUUCGGACGUACAACGCAUGAGCUACAUAGUCAAACUACCCAAGAUGUCUUCUUAAAGUUGCAGAACAAUGGGUUCCUCGAGGAACGCUGGACAAAUCAACUGUAUUGCCAACAACAUCUCUCCUUUCUAGCGGAUCGCUUUGUUGAGGGUGAAUGCAAUGCUUGUAGCUACCCAGAUGCUCGAGGAGACCAGUGCGAUGGAUGCGGGAAGAUUUUAGACACUCUUGAUCUCAAAAAUCCUCGAUGCAAAGUUGAUGGCUCUACACCAGUCGUACAGGAAACUAAACACAUGUUUCUAAGGUUAGACAAGCUGCAACCUAAAAUCGAUGCUUUCUAUCGCCAGUCCGCCAAGAAAGGCGCGUGGUCCGAAAAUGGCAAGCGUAUCACCGAAGCCUGGUUGAAAGAGGGCCUUAUUCCACGGAGUAUUACUCGCGAUCUAAAAUGGGGUAUAGCGGUACCUAUCGCGCAAUACGAAGAUAAGGUCAUCUACUCAUGGUUUGACGCUUGUAUCGGAUAUAUCUCUAUCACGGCACAGUAUACACCUGAAUGGAGGCGCUGGUGGCAUAGCCCGGACGAUGUGCAACUCUAUCAAUUUCUUGGUAAAGAUAACGUCUCAUAUCAUUCGGUAAUCUUUCCAGGCUCGCAGCUUGGAUCACAGGACGAUUGGACGAAGCUCCACCACCUUUCAAGUACUGAGUAUCUCACAUACGAGGGUGGUAAGUUUUCAAAAUCCCGCGGCAUAGGCGUGUUUGGGGACACGGCUAGGAACACUGGUAUUCCUGCUGAUAUCUGGCGCUUCUAUCUACUCGCUCAUCGUCCAGAGAGCGGGGACAGCGAAUUCAAUUGGGAUGCGUUGAUUAGUGGUAAUAACAACUUGCUGCUCAAAAACCUCGGAAACUUCAUCAAUCGUGUGCUCAAAUUCUUAAACGGGUCGCAUUAUGAGGGUGUCGUCCCCGAGUACACUUCGCACAAAGAGGCAUCCCUUGACGUUUUAGAGGAAGAUAUCAAUGCUCUCCUGACACAGUACAUUCAAGAGUUAGACGGAGUCAAGCUGCGCGCCGCCCUCAACACUAUCCUCCGCAUCUCACAGCGCGGUAAUGUUUUCCUUCAAUCCGAAGGUCUAGACAACAAGCUGGCCAUGAGCCAGCCAUUAAAAUGUGCAGCUAUUAUCGGGUACGCCGUAAACCUUGCACACCUCAUUGCGGCGCUUCUGGCUCCGUAUAUGCCGGAUACUGCACAAUCAAUACAGAAUCAACUUAAGACAAAGCCAGAUCUCAUACCUGAUGUCUGGGAUACCAAGGCAGUUUCACCCGGACAUACGGUGGGCACUGCGGCUCUUCUCUUUCGACGACUUGAUCCUACGAAAGCAUCGCAAUGGAGAGAUACGUUUGGAAAACAGGGACUCAAAAAAGACGGGCCUAAGAAAGAGAAAUCCCAAAAGGGCGGACGAUCCAAAGCGGAUGGUAUACCCAUAGAGAAAGCGUGCCUUGCAGAGUAGAUAACUGUUAUUAGUGGCUGAUUGAAAUGUUUAUCAAUCUAUUCGAAGAAUACAAAGCUCAUCUUACUUUUAAUUGUUGAAGUAGUAUAUAAUUAUGAGUGU
This is a messenger RNA of Pseudovirgaria hyperparasitica, 2210 nucleotides long. RefSeq names its product methionyl-tRNA synthetase. The coding region runs from base 291 to 2108 and encodes 605 amino acids. Gene Ontology annotation, molecular function: ATP binding; methionine-tRNA ligase activity. Gene Ontology annotation, cellular component: cytosol; aminoacyl-tRNA synthetase multienzyme complex. Gene Ontology annotation, biological process: methionyl-tRNA aminoacylation. The record is from RefSeq and is a predicted model, not a curated record. NCBI's taxonomy places the organism in Eukaryota, Fungi, Ascomycota, Dothideomycetes, Acrospermales, Acrospermaceae. The transcript has 2 exons.